Molecule: messenger RNA, 1218 nt
Organism: Vanrija pseudolonga
Lineage: Eukaryota; Fungi; Basidiomycota; Tremellomycetes; Trichosporonales; Trichosporonaceae
Exons: 3
Coding region: 1-1218 (405 amino acids)
Source: RefSeq, a predicted model, not a curated record
AUGGACGAACAAUCGAAAGCUGACGACCUCCCAACGACACUCGAAGACGCUCUCGAGCGGCUCCGGCUCGCGAACAAGCGCACCGACGACCUCCGAGCCCACCUCUAUGAAGAGCGCGUUCCCUCCCUCAUCCUCCUCGGCGAAGGCUCGUUUGGCCAGAUCUUCUAUGUCCUCACCCAGUCGGUCGUCUUCAAGGCGUGCUUCACCUCCGACGACGAAGCUGCCACACAGCUCAAGCACGAGUUCAGGCUCUGCGCGGCUAUGAACGCCGCCGCCUCUGGCCACCAAGGCGGAGGUUCGCGCGCCAGCUCGUUCGUCGUCCCUCGCCCCUGGACCUUGUGGAAGCCAGCUACAUCAGAGCUCGUCGACCUCGAGUGGUCUCCUCCGCUGGCUCCGCCGAGUGAAACGAGGCGGCCACCCCGUUCAUCGUCGCCUGGCGAUGCUACCCCGUCAGUGUGGGACAGCUUCUCCACCCCGACAUUCGUGCUGGACGUCGUGCCCGCCCUCGCGCUCCCGUACGCCGACACCUUCCUGUCGCUGUUCGUCGCGCCCGAGCUGCACAGCCAGUGCGGCGUGCGCCUCCUCAGGCUGUACCUCGGCCGCGACGACUUCCCAGCCGUGACAGCUACGCUGCAGCCUGGCCUGCGCAGCGACUUCCCACUCGACAUUCGCCGCUAUGACCGCUUCCGCCAAGCCAUGGCUCCCUCCCGCCUCCCCGAGGCUGAGGCCAUUGCGACGGGUAUGGGGGCGGCUCUGCUAGCCAAGAUGCACUGGUGCGCAGGCAUUAAUGGCCGCGACGUGGAACUCGUCCUCGGCGGCUAUGGUGUCGGCUCUGUCCAGUGCUACGCGUUUGACUUUAACCAGUGCCAGCGCUGGCUCAUCCCGAACGCGUUGGGCGUGCUUCUUGAUGAUGACCUGGACCGAAACAUCACCGAGGGCACAUACUUUGACCCCGACGGCGACCUCGUGCCGGGAGCCAAGCGACUCGCCAUGCUCAUCAGCGGCCAGGAGCUGUACUACCCGCGUCCUCAUCAGCCGCUCUAUGCCGCCUUCAAGACGGGCUACCUCGCGACCGUCGCCAGCAUCCUCGAAGGCCGCGGCCCGUCGCAGAGCUGGCACACGAGGAUAUCCCGUGCUUCCGAGGCGUUCUGCGCGGAGUUUGAACGCCUGAACGCCGAGAAGCAAGGUCGCAGGGGACGCAUCGGCCGUCGUGUGUGA